Mucor mucedo is the source of this 1252-nucleotide messenger RNA. RefSeq lists its product as uncharacterized. NCBI's taxonomy places the organism in Eukaryota, Fungi, Mucoromycota, Mucoromycetes, Mucorales, Mucoraceae. Gene Ontology annotation, cellular component: RNA polymerase II transcription regulator complex. The transcript is spliced from 5 exons. The record is from RefSeq and is a predicted model, not a curated record. Gene Ontology annotation, molecular function: DNA-binding transcription factor activity; protein dimerization activity. Gene Ontology annotation, biological process: positive regulation of transcription by RNA polymerase II. The coding region runs from base 66 to 1172 and encodes 368 amino acids.
UUUUUUUUUUUUUUUUUUCUUUUCUCUCUCUCUCUUUUAACUUCUUUUGCAGUAUAUACCUUCUUAUGUCUUUAAGUGAUGACAAGUAUUAUUUACCAUCUACCUUGGAACCAAAAAGAGAUGAACAUUCGACAGAUGUUAAAGACAGAGAACCUUUAAAAAAUUAUUUAUCUAGUAGGCAACUUCCUGCAUUAGAUACACUUCAAAAUAAUUAUCAUAAUGAUGAUUAUAUUCGUAUUAAACUUUCGGGAAUGUCCGUAGGUGUUUCACCAAAUUCGUCCCCUCGUGGCCAUCCUCAAUAUCAACAUGAACAACGUGGUAGUGAAUAUUUUCCACCGCAAGUAGAGGAAAGACGUGUCUUCGAUCCCAUAAGAUCCUCUAAUCAAACACCGUUAAUAAGAAGAAUCAUGCAUCAAGACCCAUUAUUAGCCCAAAGAAGACAUUCUAUUGCAAACAUGGAUUUAAACACAAGAUCAUCAACAAAUGAGUCACAUAUAUACCACCAUUCACAACAGACCCACCAACACCAACACCACCAACAACAACAACACCAACAACAGCAACUUGCAGGCCAUUAUUCUGCUCCGUCAAGCCCACCUCUAUCUAACCAUCAAAAAUUAAAUAAGCAUACAUUUUCACCUUACAGAAUCAAAUCACAUAAUAACAACAUCGAUGAUGAUUUACCUCCUCCACCAUUACAACAAAUGCGUCGUAACUCUUCUGCACUGGUCUAUCGAAGUAAUAACAAUAAUCUAUCAUCCCGUCGAAUGUCUUCUUCAUCAUCUUCGUCAUCGUCUUUGAAUCGGAUGAACCAAAUUGGGACUUUCUCAAAGCAUCAUCAUCAAGAAGAAGAGGAAGAUGAAGACGACAUAAUUAUUAAUAAACAACAAAGAGAGGACAUGGAAGGCUUAUAUUCUAGAAGUCCUGAACUUCGUAUCAGCCACAAGUUGGCUGAACGAAAGAGAAGAAAAGAAAUGAAGGAUUUAUUUGAAGAGUUGAAGGAUGCUUUACCUGUUGAUAAAUCAAUGAAGACUAGUAAAUGGGAGAUACUCAGUAAAGCUGUGGAAUAUAUUGGCAUGCUAAGACACAGAGAUUAUAAUAUGGAGCAAGAAUUAGUCAUGUUGAAGCAUGAAUUGGAGACUUUAAAGACUGAAACUCAUACUUACCGUUAGUCAUACCUCAAUAUUUUUUUUUCUUUUUUUUUUCACUAUGAAUAAAUAUCAUAACCCACUUAUUGGGUAUGCACUAUUAA